GGGCGGGGCGAUGGCGCGCGGGAGGGGCGGGGCCACGCUGCGGGCCCGGGCCAUGGCCGCCGCCGACGCCGAGCAGGCAGUUCCGGCCAAGGGCGACAGCAAGCAGGACUGCUGCCUGAGAGCGGGGCUGCUGGGGGAGGAAGGGGUCUCCAUGGCUGCUGAUGAGGGCUCCACGGAGAAGCAGGGUGCAGAGGCCCCUACUGCCUCUGAUGGGGAGGCGAAUGGGUGCUGCGAACAGAGCGAUGCCAGUGGCCACCCCAGCGCAGCAAGGCACACUCAGGAAGGCAUGAAGGCUGGUCCGCAGGAAGGCGCCAAGAAGCCAGCCCGCAUCGCGGAAAACGGCGUUUCUGAACGAGACCCCGAAGCUGGCAGGCUGCACCCUGUGCGUGCCGAGGACCUCACACAGACUUCUGCUCUGGGCAGCAAUGGGCUCUCCCUGAGCAAGCCGGCUCUGCAGGAGCCUCCCCCCCGGGUUAUUGGCACCCUGGCCUCUUCCCUUCCUGGCCAUGCUGCCAAGACUCUGCCUGGGGGCCCCGCCAAGGGGAGGACUUCCAGUGCGCGGGCUCAGACGCCGGCCACAGCACCAGCCAAGCUCGGGGAAGACGAUAGGAAGCCCCCCGCCCCUGGAGCUGAUGUCAAGGUUCACAGGGCACGGAAGACCAUGCCAAGACCCGUCCUGGGCCUGCAUGCAGCCAACAAGGACCCUCGGGAGGUGCACGAACUUGAGGAGCCCAGAGAGGAGGUCAGCACUGCACUUGCUGAUUUCGGAAGGCAGCCACUCUUACCCCCCUUCCCACCCCUCCACCAGUCGCUACCUCAGAACCAGUGCUACAUGGCCACCACAAAGUCACAGACAGCUUGCUUGCCUUUUGUUUUAGCAGCUGCAGUAUCACGGAAGAAAAAACGAAGAAUGGGAACCUAUAGCCUGGUUCCUAAGAAAAAGACCAAAGUAUUAAAGCAGAGGACGGUGAUAGAGAUGUUUCAGAGUCUAACUCAUUCCACUGUGGGCGCCAAGGGGGAAAAGGAUGGCAGCCUCCAUAUGAAUGGGGAGAGCUUGGAGAUAGACUCAGAAGAGGACGACUCAGAGGAGCUGGACGAAGAUGAGGACCAAGGAGCGGAGCAGAUGGCUGCCUUCCCCACAGAGGACAGCAGGACUUCCAAGGAGAGUAUGUCUGAGACUGACCAUGCCCAGAAGAUGGACGGCGAGUCUGAAGAGGAGCAGGAGUCGGCCGGCACCGGGGAGGAGGAGGAGGAGGAGGAGGAGGAGGAGGAGGAGGAUGGAGACGAGUCCGAUUUGAGUUCGGAAUCCAGUAUCAAGAAGAAGCUCCUCAAGAGGAGAGGGAAACCAGAUAGCCCCUGGAUCAAGCCUACCAGGAAAAGGAGGCGGAGAAGUAAGAAGAAGCCAAGUGGUGUAUCAGGUUCUGAUGUGCCCACCUCAUCUUCAGGCAGUGUAGAGCAGGAGGCGCCGGGAGGCAACACGGGCUACAUGGAGGUGUCUCUUGACUCCCUGGACCUGCAUGUCAAAGGGACGCUGCCCUCACAGACAGAAGGGCUGGCCAAUGGACCGGACUCGGUGGAGACUGAUGGCCUCCAGGAAGUACCUCUUUGCAGCUGCCGCAUGGAGACCCCGAAAAGCCGAGAGAUCACCACCCUGGCUAAUAAUCAGUGCAUGGCUACGGAGAGCGUGGACCAUGAGCUGGGUCGGUGCACCAACAGCGUGGUCAAGCACGAGCUAAUGCGGCCAUCCAGCAAGGCGCCGCUCCUGGUGCUGUGUGAGGACCACCGGGGCCGCAUGGUCAAGCACCAGUGCUGUCCUGGUUGCGGCUACUUCUGCACGGCGGGCAGCUUCAUGGAGUGUCAGCCCGAGAGCAGCAUCUCUCACCGUUUCCACAGAGACUGCGCCUCUCGUGUCAAUGAUGCCAGCUACUGUCCCCACUGUGGGGAGGAGACCUCCAAGGCCAAAGAGGUGACAAUCGCCAAAGCAGACACCACCUCCACCGUGACUCUGGCCCCUGGGCAGGAGAAGAGGUCCCUGGGGGAAGGCAGGGCCGACACCACCACUGGCAGCACUCCCGGGCCCCUGCUCGGUGAGGACGACAAGCCGCAGAGCACAGCUGCCCAUGGGCCUGAAGGCCCCGACCCCACCGUCGCUGCAGGGUUUGCCAAGCCGGCCCCUGGGAAGGAGACGCUGGAGAGCGCACUCAUCGCGCUGGACUCUGAGAAACCCAAGAAACUCCGCUUCCACCCGAAGCAGCUGUACUUCUCCGCCAGGCAGGGGGAGCUGCAGAAGGUGCUGCUCAUGCUUGUGGACGGCAUUGAUCCCAACUUCAAAAUGGAGCAUCAGAACAAGCGCUCCCCACUGCACGCCGCAGCAGAGGCCGGCCACGUGGACAUCUGCCACAUGCUCAUCCAGGCAGGCGCAAAUAUUGACACCUGCUCUGAAGACCAGAGGACCCCGUUGAUGGAGGCUGCAGAGAACAACCACUUGGAGGCAGUGAAGUACCUCAUCAAGGCCGGGGCCCUCGUGGACCCUAAGGACGCAGAGGGCUCGACCUGUUUGCACUUGGCGGCCAAGAAAGGCCACUACGAUGUGGUUCAGUACCUGCUUUCCAACGGACAGAUGGACGUCAACUGUCAGGAUGACGGUGGCUGGACGCCCAUGAUCUGGGCUACUGAGUACAAGCAUGUGGACCUCGUGAAGCUGCUGCUGGCCAAGGGCUCUGACAUUAACAUCCGGGACAAUGAGGAGAACAUCUGUCUGCAUUGGGCAGCUUUCUCGGGCUGUGUGGACAUAGCGGAGACACUGCUGGCCGCCAGGUGUGAUCUCCAUGCUGUCAAUAUCCACGGAGACUCGCCCCUGCACAUCGCUGCCAGGGAGGACCGCUACGCCUGUGUUGUCCUCUUUCUUUCUCGGGAUUCAGAUGUCACCUUGAAGAACAAGGAAGGAGAGACGCCCCUGCAGUGCGCCAGUCUCCACUCUCCCGUGUGGGAUGCACUGCAGAUGAGCCAGGCACUCCGGGAUGCUGCCCCGGACAGACCUGGCCCCACAGAAAAGACAGUGAGCAGGGACAUUGCUCGGGGUUACGAGCGCAUCCCAAUCCCCUGUGUGAACGCUGUGGAUAGUGAGCCGUGCCCUAGCAACUAUAAGUAUGUGUCCCAGAACUGUGUGACGUCCCCCAUGAGCAUCGACCGGAACAUCACGCACCUGCAGUACUGCGUGUGCGUGGACGACUGUUCUUCUAGCAACUGCAUGUGCGGCCAGCUCAGCAUGCGCUGUUGGUACGACAAGGACGGCCGGCUGCUGCCUGAGUUCAACAUGGCAGAGCCUCCGCUGCUGUUUGAGUGUAAUCACGCCUGCUCCUGCUGGCGCACAUGUCGGAACCGUGUGGUGCAGAACGGGCUCAGGGCCAGGCUACAGCUCUACCGGACGCAGAACAUGGGCUGGGGGGUACGGCCCCUGCAGGAUAUCCCACUGGGUACCUUCGUCUGCGAGUAUGUCGGGGAGCUCAUCUCUGACUCAGAGGCUGAUGUCCGGGAGGAAGACUCUUACCUCUUCGACCUUGACAACAAGGGUGGAGAGGCCUACUGCAUAGAUGCCCGUUUCUAUGGCAAUGUCAGCCGCUUCAUCAACCACCACUGCGAGCCCAACCUGGUGCCGGUGCGCGUCUUCAUGUCCCAUCAGGACCUGCGCUUUCCCCGCAUCGCCUUCUUCAGCACCCGCCUCAUCGAAGCCGGGGAGCAGCUGGGGUUUGACUACGGGGAGCGCUUCUGGGACAUCAAAGGCAAGUUGUUCAGCUGCCGCUGUGGCUCCCCCAAGUGCCGGCACUCGAGCGCAGCCCUGGCACAGCGGCAGGCCAGCGCGGCACAGCAGGCCCAGGAGAACGGCCUGCCCGACACCAGCUCCUCCACCGCCGACCCCCUAUGAGGCCCAGUGGCCACGGGUGCCGGGGAGCCAGUGCCCUUGCUCACUGCAGUUCAGAGAGGAAAGGGGCGAGUCCAUGGCGUCUGGAGCCAGUCCGGGCGUGCGGGCACACUGAGGCAGCCAGCUGGGAGCAGGCCCUUUGGAACACUUUGGAUUCUGCCCUGACGUCACUUGUGAGUUUCUGACGGUGGUUUUGUUAUUUCCGAGUUUCUUGUUUCUCUGCGCUCCGUGAUCCCCCUUCCACCACCGGGCUAGUUGUCCCAGACUCCUGCGGCCCCGUGGAAGCCACCGCCCUGCCAGCUGCUCCCUUCUAGCCGCCGCCUGCAGCCUGCCUGGUGGGGCCAGUCUCCUCCGCAGCUCGCCAGGGAGGAGCUGGGCUUUGCUCCUCAUAAAGGGAUCUUGUAUCUAGUCCUGUGUAUCAGACCUUCCUCCUUUCUUUGUGAGGAAGCAGUUGGGUGGGACAGGAGGCCCCCCAGCAGUCCUGCCGUCGGUGGAAUCCUAAUUCCUAGCCACAUGCUCCGAGAAGGGAUGGACCGAUUGAUUUUCUACCGUGACUGACCCUUAGGACAAACAAUAAACAACACAGACAACGGUGCUGAUUCUGGUGUGUUUCUGCUCACCAUGUGAAAAACAAACUAUCAACGGUGUAAAGAGAACAAAAUGAUUUUAGAAUAAACACAGGAAAAAACUUUUUUAAAAUGUUAGUCCCCUAGUGGGAAGAAACUUGCCACCACCUUUUGUGUGGUGGUCUGCCAGGUCAUAGACUUUUUUACACUGUAAUUAGUGCAGUAACAGUGGAUUCUUCUGUGCGACUCUUCUAGAACAUUCAUGAUGCAGUCAUGUUUAUUUUUUCUGUUAAAAUGUUUUUGACAGUUUUGAGAGCAGUCUUUUGGCUCAGACCAUUUCUUGUUCUGUUUUCAAUGAAAUCAAUAAAAAAAAACAAUUUAAAUGA
Sorex araneus (European shrew) is the source of this 4874-nucleotide messenger RNA. It is a transcript of the gene EHMT1, whose product is annotated as euchromatic histone lysine methyltransferase 1. Gene Ontology annotation, molecular function: zinc ion binding; p53 binding; histone H3K9 methyltransferase activity. The record is from RefSeq and is a predicted model, not a curated record. The transcript has 27 exons. The coding region runs from base 11 to 3925 and encodes 1304 amino acids. Gene Ontology annotation, cellular component: nucleus. Lineage: Eukaryota; Metazoa; Chordata; Mammalia; Eulipotyphla; Soricidae.